Insectozyma verbasci is the source of this 2277-nucleotide messenger RNA. Lineage: Eukaryota; Fungi; Ascomycota; Pichiomycetes; Serinales; Debaryomycetaceae. The record is from the annotation of a GenBank genome assembly.
AUGCCAAAUAAGAAUAAGAAUAAGAAUAAGAAGUCAAGUAAUAGAAAGAUUAAUAGACAAAAAGAAGAUGAAGAAUUAAACAAACUACAAGACAGAAUAAAUAAUUAUAAUCCAAAAACUGAUGAAUCUACAAUUUCUCAAUUUGAUGAUCUACCCAUUACUUCAAAUACAAUUAAAGGUUUAAAAGAAUCUUCAUUUAUUUCAUUAACUGAUGUACAAAAAAAAACAAUACCAAUAUCAUUAAAAGGUUAUGAUGUUUUAGGUACUGCAAAAACAGGAUCAGGUAAAACUUUAGCAUUUUUAAUACCAGUAAUUGAAUCAUUAGUUAGAAAUAAAAUUACUGAAUUUGAUGGAUUAGCAGCUUUGAUUGUGUCACCAACUAGAGAAUUAGCAAUACAAAUAUUUGAAGUAUUGACUAAAAUUGGAAAAUAUAAUUCAUUUUCAGCUGGGUUAGUCACUGGUGGUAAAGAUUUAAAAUUUGAAAAAGAACGAGUUUCAAAAAUGAAUAUAUUAGUAGGUACACCAGGUAGAUUAUCACAACAUUUAAAUGAAUCAAUCGGAAUGGAAACUUCAAAUUUACAACUAUUAGUCCUUGAUGAAGCUGAUCGUUGUUUAGAUAUGGGUUUUAAAAAGCAAAUUGAUAAUAUUAUAUCUCAUUUACCUCCAACAAGACAAACUUUAUUAUUUUCAGCAACUCAAUCUGAUUCAGUUAAAGAAUUGGCAAGAUUAUCAUUAACUAAUCCACAAAGAAUUGGAAUUUCAACAGAUGAAGAAAUUUCAAAUACUCCUGAAUCAUUAGAUCAAUAUUAUAUAAAGAUACCAUUGGAAGAAAAAUUGGAUAUUUUAUGGUCAUUUAUUAAAUCACAUUUGAAGUCUAAAAUUCUUGUAUUUUUUUCAUCUUCAAAACAAGUACAAUAUGCUUAUGAAACUUUUAGAACUUUACAACCAGGUAUAUCAUUAUUAAAAUUAUAUGGAAGACAUAAGCAAACUUCAAGAAUGGAAACAACAUAUAAAUUUUCAAAUGCUCAACAUGCUUGUUUAUUUGCAACUGAUAUAGUAGCUCGAGGUUUAGAUUUUCCUGCUAUUGAUUGGGUAAUUCAAUUGGAUUGUCCUGAAGAUGUAGCUACUUAUGUUCAUAGAGUUGGUCGAAGUGCUAGAUUUGGAAGAAACGGUAAAAGUUUAUUAAUGUUAUUACCAUCUGAAGAAGAUGGAUUUUUAAAAAGAUUAAAAUUACAUAAAAUUGAACCAAAAUUAAUGAAUAUAAAACAAAAAUUGAAAAAAUCAAUUAAACCACAAUUACAAUCAUUAUGUUUUAAAGAUCCAAUAAUGAAAUAUUUAGGACAAAGAGCAUUUAUUGCAUAUUUUAAGUCGGUAUAUAUACAAAAAGAUAAAGAUGUAUUUAAAAUUGAUGAAUUACCAGCUGAAUCUUAUGCUGCAUCUUUAGGAUUACCAGGGGCACCAAAGAUAAAAGUAAAAGGUGGUGACUCAGAAUCAAACAAGGAGAAAAAGAAUACAUCAAGACAAGUAUUAGCAUUAUCUAAAUUAGAUGAAAAUGGAGAAGAAACAAUACCAAAUAUAGAUAAAAUUAAAACAAAAUAUGAUCGUAUGUUUGAUAGGAAAAAUCAAACUAUAUUAUCCGAUCAUUAUUUAAAAAUGACUGGAAACAAAGCAACUACUAAUCAAGAUUCAGAUGAUGAUUUUAUGACAAUUCGUCGUAAAGAUCAUGAAUUAAAUGAAGAUGAAUUACCUGAUCUAUCUAUCCCUGUUUCUAAAAGACAAGCUAAAAAAGCAUUAUCUAAAAAAAUUUCAUUAUCAUCAAAGGGAAAUCCCACAAAAUUGAAAUUUGAUGAUGAUGGUAAUCCACAUGCUAUUUAUGAAUUAGAAAAUGAAGAAGAUUUUAAAAAAUUAGGUGAUGCAAAUGAACAAAAGAAGAAAUUUGUAGAACAAGAAAGAGAAAUGAUGAAAAUUUCAGAUUUAAAUGAUAAAGAAGUUGCAAGAUUGAAAAGAAAAGAAAAGAAAAGAAAAAGAAAAGAAAUUGAACAGAGAAUGAGAGAAGAAGAUGAGUAUUAUAGUGAUGAUGAAGUAAUUGCAACUUUAGGUACUCCAGAUUUGGAAAAAGAUAUGGUAUUUGAAGAGAAAGAAGAACCAGUUAAUAAAAAACCUAAAUGGUUCGAAUCAGAAAACAAUAAGAAAGAUAAAUAUGAUAUUAUUGAAGUUAAUGAACCUGAAACUUUGGAAGAUUUAGAAUCAUUAACGGCUAAAUUAAUAGGAAAUUAA